GUGGCCUCCCACCAUUGCGAACCUGAACCUCUUCCGUCGUCAUGAACCGUUUCCCGUCAUCUCCCGCUAGGAAUAAGAUAUCCAUGAUAGCCCCGGGCCGAAUGCCAUAUUGAUAACCCCUAAGUUGUUGAGCUUGCCUCUUUGAAAGAUCAAGUUUAAAGCAGCCAGGCUCAGUCUCAUUAGUACAACAAGAGCGACCGUUGAACCCUUGACUACAGCUAGUGUUACAUACAAUGGAAUCGCCCCCAAAGGCAGAGCCUACCGCUGGCUCAUACCUCCUUAUCCUGAGCACGCUCGCUCUCUGCUACUACAUAACAUCCUCCCUCCUCGCCUGGUAUCGCCUCCGCGAGUUCAACGGCCCAUUCCUCAGCCACUUCUCCUACCUCUGGCUCAUGCGCACCCUUGGCAGAGGGAGCAUGGGCGAGCGCUUCGCGGCAGCAAACCAGCAGUACGGCUCGGGACCCUCUUCAACGAUACGCAUCGGCCCCAAUGAGCUCAUCACAUCCGACCCGGAGGUGAUCCGCCGCAUGUCAGCCGCGCGGUCCAAAUACGCCCGGUCCAGCUGGUACAAGCUCAACACGAUCGAUCGGUACGAAGACUCCAUGUUCAGCACGCUCGACACGGCCGCGCACGACCGGCUCAAGGCGCAAACGGCGCCGGGGUACGCGGGCAAGGACAACCCGGACCUCGAGGGGGAUAUUGAUUUAAUUAUGGCACAGAUGGUCGACAAGAUCCGCACAAAGUACGCGGCCAGGAAUCCGAGUGACAGGGCAAACAUGCCCUUGUUUGACUUCGCGCCCAUGGCGCAGUUCUUCACCCUGGACUCCAUCUCCAAGGUCGCUUUUGGCCAGGAGUUUGGGCUGAUCCGGCAGGAGAAGGACAUCUAUGGGCACAUCGAUAUGCUCAACGAGGUGGCCGCGCCCGUCGUGGUGGCCGGCGCAGUCCCGUACCUGCGGGCCAUCAUAGGGUCUAAGCUUGUGCUCAAGCUCGCUGGGCCGAAACCGGGAGAUAAGAGGGGAUUUGGGAGGAUCAUGCCAAUCGCCCAAGAAGUCGUCAACAAACGCUUCGGACCCGACGCAAAGGACAAAGAUGACAUGCUGGGCUCCUUCAUCCGGCACGGUCUGAGCAAGCGCGAGUGCGAGGCCGAAGCACUCUUCCAGAUCGUUGCCGGCUCCGACACCACGGCCACCGCCAUCCGCGCAACCCUGCUGUACCUCCUCACCACGCCACUCGCAUACCGCGCGCUGCAGACCGAGAUCGACCGGGGCAUCCGCACCGGCAGGAUCUCGAGCCCCAUCACGAAUGCCGAGGCUAUGGAGAUGCCGUAUCUGCAGGGUGUAAUCUACGAAGGCCUCCGCCUUUACCCGCCCUUCACCGGGCUGCCCUUCAAAGUAGUCCCCAGCCCAGAAGGCGACACAAUCGACGACAAGCACGUGCCCCCAGGGACGCUCAUCGCACCAAAUUUCUGGGCGACGGGGCGGCACCGGGGCGUGUUUGGGCGCGACGCCGACGUGUUCCGCCCGGAAAGAUGGAUCGAGGCGACGACGGAUGAAGAUGGGCAGAAAGCCGCCGAGAUGCGGCGGGUUGCUGAGCUUGCGUUUGGCUAUGGACGGUGGGGGUGCGCGGGCAAGACGCUGGCGUUUAUGGAGUUGAAUAAGGUUUUUGUAGAGUUGCUCCGCCGCUUCGACCUCCAGCUGGUGUAUCCCUACCGGCCGUGGAAGAGCUUCAACUACAACCUGUUCUUGCAGAGUGAGAUGUGGGUGAGCGUCGUGCUGCGUGAAGGACAAGGCGAUUAAUACAGAUGACGUUGGGUCGAUAAUGCUAUGGGUCAGCUGCGGGACUAUUAAUUUCAAACGCUGGAGGCUGUUAAAUGUACGUGCUGAUGAUCCGGUGAAGCUUUUCCAGCGACGAGCGCAGCGUGCUACGGUGAUGCCUUCACCAGCAUUUGUGCUCAAUCCCGAGAUAACGGCGCAGCAUCGGGGCCAAUCCGCCUAAACGGCCAAGAUUUGGCAAAUUAUGUCGAUCCGUGGCGGUCAGGGUAGCAUUCGCUGCAACAUCUUUUGCUCAAGUUCCAUAGCGUUCACAAGGAGCUUGUGCAGAUGCGGAGCUAUGAAACACCAAACCCGUCUUGGUGUUUGCACCUUUUCCUCGUCCCGCGACGUCACUGGGCCAGGAGAUUCCAAACUCAAAGACAACAGGGUUGAACUUAUCUAGAUCCCAUCGUGUUGUACCGAGUUU
Molecule: messenger RNA, 2238 nt
Organism: Canariomyces notabilis
Lineage: Eukaryota; Fungi; Ascomycota; Sordariomycetes; Sordariales; Chaetomiaceae
Product: cytochrome P450 monooxygenase
Exons: 5
Coding region: 234-1796 (520 amino acids)
Molecular function (GO): monooxygenase activity; heme binding; iron ion binding
Source: RefSeq, a predicted model, not a curated record